Messenger RNA from Gossypium raimondii (Peruvian cotton), 1355 nucleotides. Its product is annotated as extensin. NCBI's taxonomy places the organism in Eukaryota, Viridiplantae, Streptophyta, Magnoliopsida, Malvales, Malvaceae. The record is from RefSeq and is a predicted model, not a curated record.
AUGGGGUCUCCAAUCACCUCCCUCUUUCUCACUCUCCUCCUCUUCAUCGUCUCUCUUAGCUUGCCUUCUCAAACUCUAGCAAAUUACCCUUACUCAUCUCCUCCUCCUCCGCCUCCUAAGGAGUACCCACCACCCCCUUACUACUACAAGUCACCACCUCCUCCUCCUCCGGUCUACUCCCCACCACCACCCAAGGAGCCUUACAAGUAUAAGUCUCCACCACCUCCUCCACCAGUGCAUUAUCCUCCACCCCCUUACGAGUACAAGUCUCCUCCGCCACCCCCGCCAUCACCACCCAAGCAUCCCUAUAAGUACAAGUCUCCACCUCCACCUCCACCAUCACCACCCAAGCACCCUUACAAGUACAAGUCUCCACCACCCCCACCAUCACCACCCAAGCACCCCUACAAGUACAAGUCUCCUCCACCACCUCCACCAUCACCACCCAAGCACCCCUACAAGUAUAAGUCUCCACCACCCCACCAUCACCACCCAAGCAUCCUUACAAGUACAAGUCUCCACCACCACCACCACCAUCACCACCCAAGCACCCCUACAAGUACAAGUCUCCUCCACCUCCACCAUCACCACCCAAGCAUCCCUACAAGUACAAGUCUCCACCACCACCACCAUCACCACCCAAGCACCCCUACAAGUACAAGUCUCCUCCACCCCCACCAUCACCACCCAAGCACCCUUACAAGUACAAGUCUCCACCACCACCUCCACCAUCACCACCCAAGCACCCUUACAAGUACAAGUCUCCACCCCACCAUCACCACCCAAGCAUCCCUACAAGUACAAGUCUCCACCCCACCCCCACCCUCACCACCCAAGCACCCCUACAAGUACAAGUCUCCACCCCCACCCCCACCCUCACCACCCAAGCACCCUUACAAGUACAAGUCUCCCCCACCACCCACUCCAGUCUACAAAUAUAAGUCUCCUCCUCCUCCUCCAGCUUACUAUUACAAGUCUCCUCCUCCACCACCACCCCAUUAUGUCUACUCAUCACCACCUCCUCCUCACCACUACUAAGCAACGGCUUUGACCGCACCAAGGGGAACAAAAGAGUGUGAUCCAAUAAAGCGACAGAGAAAGAGAGCAGUGAGAGGUCGCCUAGUCUCCGCGUUUCAAGAGAAGAAAAAGAAAACAAGAAUGAUGUAGACAAGUAGUAGGGUCAAUAAAAAACAAGGGGUUCAUCGUUUUCACAUUUGUAUUAUUCAGUGGUUCUCGUAUUUCUUGCUGCUUUAGUAUACAAUGUUUCCUAGAUUUUAUGUGUUUUUCUUUUCCGACCUUUUUGCAAAUGCAGGGGUGAUGGGUUUGAUCUUUAAUAAAAUAAAGGUUUUUACUUA